Molecule: messenger RNA, 1124 nt
Organism: Durusdinium trenchii
Lineage: Eukaryota; Dinophyceae; Suessiales; Symbiodiniaceae
Source: the annotation of a GenBank genome assembly
GUUUUUUCAAGACGUGCCAAGACCCGCCAUCAUGUUGAUUUGCCAUUGAUUGCAGGGCAUCCGCGAUGCCCAAGAAAAGACCCAAGAAGCACCACCAGCUCGAAGCACCGCCUGAGACGGAUCUGAACGAACUCCGCGAGGCCUUGUCCUCGAAGGUCUCGAGGACUUCGACGAGCUCGAGUGCGAAGCUGGGCGUGAGACAGAAAGCCAAAGGCCAGUCGACGGCACCACCGCAGUCUGUCAAGAAGGGCAGCUUCGACGGUGCCAAGCUGGCCUUGGAAUUGUUGGAGGCGUCCACGACACAGCUCCUGCGACGGAAAGGCUGGUUUCGGGACGUUCGUUUGAGACGUUCCGCGGAUGCGUUUCUGCGCAGCAGCAAGCUUUUUCAGAAGGCUUCAGCCAGUCAGUCAGCCCAGACGCUACUUGAAAAGCCUUCGGUGGCUGAGCUGGCCGCAUACGAGGAGGAGCUCCGUGUGCACCUCGAGGGCUUGAGGAAGAAGCUUGGUGCUGUUCCCAUGAACGAAAGCCGCGAGAUCAGUUUGAAGUCCAGCGGACCGGGGCAAGCCAUCGGAGCGAAGCUGAAGGGCCUCAAGAAAAGGGCUGUUGAGCUCGAGAAGAAGCCACGCUCGGUCAUCAAAGGAGCCUUGGCAUGCCUUGGCUGAUGUCGUUUGCCGUGGCCGUGCUAAUCAAUGCCUGAAUUGAUGCUGUUCUCAGUUCCACAGGACUUUGUUUUUGGAAUUUCUUGGAAUUUGGAUGAAUUUAGGCGUUCCAAUCAUCUAAUAAUUUCGAUGAGAAUGCUUCAUGCUCGUCGAUGGACCCCAGCAAGGUGCUGUGCGGUCUAGCUGGCAUGUUUGUCGUUUUCUUUUGAUUUGCAGGUACUUGCAGUGUCUCUCUUUCAACGGCAGUCAUUUUGACUUGGGAACCAACAUCAGUGGAGCAUUGUUGGAGUAUGUUGGUGCACUUAUUCUUCCGCACCAGGAAGCAGCGGAAGCCGAAGAAGCUCAAGGGUUCUGGCCCUGAAGAUGCGCAGUGAGGCUGCGACGGAUGACCAUCUCCACCUCCACCGUGCUGACAGCGGCAGAAAUGACGGAAGGAUCGAUCUGCCAGCGGUGAAAUCAGACAUG